This is a messenger RNA of Anopheles bellator, 976 nucleotides long. RefSeq names its product low choriolytic enzyme-like. The record is from RefSeq and is a predicted model, not a curated record. Gene Ontology annotation, biological process: proteolysis. The transcript is spliced from 3 exons. Gene Ontology annotation, molecular function: metalloendopeptidase activity; zinc ion binding. Bases 1 to 744 code for a protein of 247 amino acids. Lineage: Eukaryota; Metazoa; Arthropoda; Insecta; Diptera; Culicidae.
AUGUAUUUUGCUAGUGUCGGAGUUUGGGUUUUGAUCGGAUUCGCUGCCGCCCGGUGCUGCAGUGCCGUGACACCGGAACAACGAUACUUUGAGACCCACUUCGUAGAGCCACCACCGCCGCCACACACGGACACGGAUUCCAAUGGCCGGAACGCCCUGCGCCUAGAGUACUACAAGUGGCCGAACGGAGUGGUGCCGUACACGUUUGCCGAGGGAUUCAGUGUCCACGAGCAAGCCGUCAUUCUGGAGGCCAUGGAUGUGCUGCAGCAGCAAACGUGUGUCUACUUCAUCCCGAAAACCCCGGACCAGUGGGAGCACAUUCGCUUUGUGCGCUCGGAUUGGGGCUGCGGAUCGGUUAUCGGGUACCGUCGCGGGCAGGGCGACCCGCUCGACGUGGCGCUGGACAACUUUUGCCUCGCACUGUCCGGAGCCAUCCAGCACGAGUUGCUGCACGUGUUGGGUCUGUUCCACGAGCACACGCGCCCGGACAGAGACGACUAUGUGGAAAUAUUUUGGGACAACAUCGCACCAGACGAACGGCACAAUUUCUACAAAGGUUCGUGGGAUUACAUGGAAACGUUCGGUCUACCGUACGACUACGGCAGUCUGAUGCACUAUCCUGGCACACUGGGAGACACCGUUUUCAUGGUAUCACGCUGGAACGCUAGCAUUCCUUUGGGGCAAACAGAAGGAGCCAGCUACUACGAUCUGCAGAAAGUCCGAUACAUGUACCCGUGUUCGUGAACGCGGUCCGUGCGUUUGGUAAAUACUUUAUUUUCCAUUGAGUAUGAUCGUAGUGCGAUAAACAAGUAGAAUCUUAUCUUAAUUUCAGGCGAAUAAAUAUGUACAAAAAUGAAAAAUAAACGAACUAGUGCGCUGCGGCCACAAACCACACGUUGAGCACCUAUAGCCGCGACUUCAUUUUUUCCAACAACGCAACCAAACAAUCGUGCUGUGUGUCCACCUGUGUGACCUC